GCAGGGCUCUGCGGAUACGCGUAUACAAUACUUUGCGCCAAUGUGGACCAACAGGCUUGUCACCUUGGGAAUACUUUUGCCUGGAAGGCAUGGCAGUUAAUUUGAAGUCACGAACACAUAUUUAUGGAGCAGGCCAGCCUGUCUCGGAAUCACCAAUUCAUGUUCUAUCGUCAAUCUAAAAUAAAAAAUGGUUGUCUUCUCCCGCACUCUGUUCUCCCUGAGCGCGAUUCUUGCGGAAAUAGCAUCCGCUUCCAGAUGCUCGCCAGCCUUUAUCGUGAAACCAAACUUGCCUGGUGCUACAAUUCUCGAUAUCCAAGCUCAGGAAAGCCAUAACUUUUCGGCCGUUAGUCUUGGGCCAGGAACAAACGAAGGCGGCCGAUAUACGAUCAGUUUCUGCAACAUCACCGUCACCCACACUCAUGCGGGCUGGAAUGACACAAUCCAUACCCAGGUAUGGCUCCCGCUUGAGGGAUGGAAUGGCAGAUUUCAAGCUUUAGGGGGUGGGGGUUACGCUACAGGCUUUGGCGAGACAUACCUAACAUACGCUGUCGCAAGCGGAUUCGCAUCUGCUUCUACUGAUGGCGGCCUACCGGUGGCAAAUGGAAAGGAUAGUAUUCCGACAGACCUUUCGUGGGCGUUAAGCAGCGAGAACAAUGUGAACUGGUUCCUUUUAGAGGAUUAUGCGUCGAAGGCAACCAGCGACAUGGCUGUGAUCGGACAGCAGGUGACCCUGUCCUACUACAAACAACCCGCAAACUACUCCUACUUUGCCGGAUGCUCUGGUGGUGGGCGGCAGGGGCUUCUGAUGGCACAGAAGUACCCGGGCAUUUUUGAUGGGAUUCUAGCUGUCGCCCCGGCUCUCAAUAUACAACGGUUCGUUCCUGCAGGCUUCUGGGGCUCACAACUCAUGAACGAAAUCGGUGUUUAUCCAUCGCCCUGUGAGGUCGAGGCUUUUACCAAAGCGGCCGUGGAAGCUUGCGAUCGACUAGAUGGAGUUGAAGACGGCAUCAUUAGCUACCCAGACCGCUGUCAUGUUCGGGCGCUCGACUUUGUUGGCAAGAGCUACACUUGCGACGGGAUUCAGCACUCCUUCAGUGCUGACAGCGCGAAGAUUAUCCAAGCUGCUUGGUCUGGCUCUCGCUCUGUCUCUGAGCGUGACGGUUGGUAUGGGGUCAACAAGGACGCAGCGCUCCGCACCGCCUAUGUGCCCACCGAAUGCUCUUUGAAUAACACAUGUUACUCUUCUGGAAGUGACUUGUGUGGCAACUGGCUCAAGUAUCUUGUUGCGAAGGACUCAAACUUUUCAACCAGUAACAUGACUCGGAAAGAGUUCUUCGACGCCCUGCACUCUUCCAACCUGGAGUAUUCAGGGAUGCUCGGAACGAAUGACCCGGACCUUUCCAGGUUCAAGGCAAAUGGCGGCAAGAUUAUUGCCUGGCAGGGAAUGGCAGACGAGGUUAUCCCACCGCUUGGAACGAUUGCCUAUUAUGAAGAAGUGCUGGAGCACGAUGCAAAGGCUCAUGACUUUUAUCGCUUCUUCGAAGCGCCCGGUGUUGGUCACUGUUACGGUGGGCUGGGACCUGUUCCGAAUGAAGCGAUGUCCCAACUGGUUGAAUGGGUCGAGAACGGGCGUGCCCCUGCUGUACUGCAUGCCACGAAAGGUAGCAAUAACACAGCGAGAGACCUUUGUCCAUAUCCUCUUCGGCAGAGAUACAUUGGAGGAGAUUCCAGGAAGGCAACUUCCUUCACCUGCGCCCACUAGACCUUUCCCUUCGACGAUUUGGCCGAGAUUCUGCCCGAGAAUAUAUGGUGCUUCUCAGCCAGGCUUUACUCGGUCGGGGAGGGCCAGUUCAUCAAGAUAGGGUUUGGCAAUGCUCACACCGAAGAGGACAUAUUGUCGGAAUCCAACAAGCUACGCUACAUCUUGAAAGUUGGGAUUGUGAGCACUGUAGCAGUCGUUGAUGAACUGAUGCAUCUUAUACGAGCCUGGUCCCAACCGGGAAGGGUUCCAUUUAUCGUAAAGAUCCCGUUCGCGUCAUGCAACCAGGGGAUACUAUAUUAAUGAUCGGUGUGGUAACUGUACUGUUUAGUGUAUGUAUUCCAGGAAUAGCCUUUUAUGAGCAUAGCAAGU
This is a messenger RNA of Aspergillus pseudotamarii, 2131 nucleotides long. RefSeq names its product Tannase/feruloyl esterase. The transcript has a single exon. The coding region runs from base 188 to 1762 and encodes 524 amino acids. NCBI's taxonomy places the organism in Eukaryota, Fungi, Ascomycota, Eurotiomycetes, Eurotiales, Aspergillaceae. The record is from RefSeq and is a predicted model, not a curated record.